AUGGUCCGAUCUCGAGCCUUCCACAUGUAUCAGCGCAUGACAUGGCUUGUGGCGUGCAUACUCAUGCUGUUGCUGUCAUGGGUAUUCACGACUCAGACAGUGGUGUAUGGACAAACUUCUUGUCCACAUACACAAAGUGGUUUAAUCUUGUUAUCUUCACUUCCACAGUGGAAUGUCGCCAACGCAGAUCUGAAAAUCACUCAACCUGUCAAGGUCGAUCAAUCACCUGGUGUCUUGCUUCGUUCCAUCACUGUAGAACGUGGAGGUGAAUUGAUCUUUGACAAUGUCAAUUUGAAACUCAAUGUGGAAUACAUUCUUGUGAAAAGUGGUGCCAAAUUCAUUGCUGGUUCUGCUACAUGUCCAAUCACCAGUAAAAUUGUCAUUACUUUCUAUGGUAACCGAACCACAGAAAAUGUCAUUGGUUCUGAUCCUUAUGAUAACACAGCGAGUGGUUCAAAGGGAUUUGUUGCAUGGAGUGGAUCGUAUUUACAAUUGUAUGGAGAUGUGAAUCGACCUACUUGGACCAAUCUUGCUGAGAUUGCUUGGAAAGGAAAUAGUACCAUUCAAGUCAUGGAGAGUACUCAAUGGAAAGUUGGAGACAAGUUGUUAAUUACAAGUACAGAUUAUGGUGAAUUGAUCGAUAACUCGAAAGGAUCUGGUCCAUCUUGGAUGUAUGUCUACAAGACAAACGCAUUUCCAGAUCAGAAUGAAGAAAGAACCAUUGUGCAAGUGAUCAACUCUAAAACCUUUGUCUUGGAUCGACCUCUCAAUUUCACUCAUUGGGGUAAAGACUAUGCUCGUGCUGAAGUUGCAGUGUUAAAUAGAAACAUUGUCUUCCAGGGAGAUGACUCUUCAUUGAACACUCAAUUUGGUGGUCAUUUCAUGAUUCGAGUGUUGGAACAAGUUGAAAUUUCAGGAAUUGAAGUCACACGAAUGGGUCAAAAAGGUGUUCUUGGAAGAUAUAGUGUUCACUUCCAUGUGUUGGCAGAUCAAUCCUUUAACAAGGAACAACCAUUCUUUAUUAAGGAUUCUUCCAUUCAUCAUUCCUUCCAGAGAUGUGUCGUGGUUCAUGAUAGUAAUGGUCUCUUGAUUCAAGACAAUGUUUGUUUUGAUAGUUUUGGACAUCAAUACUUUUUAGAAGAUGGUGGUGAAAUGGGAAAUCAAUUUAUUCAUAAUUUGGGAGUUCGACCAAAACCUGUCGCGAAUGGAGAUCCUCUUCAAAUCAUUCCAUCCGAUCAUGAUGUUGCGGUCUUUUGGAUUACCAAUCCUAAUAAUACUUGGGUGAAGAAUGCAGCAGUGGGAGGAAGAUUUCCAUUUUGGUUUACCAUGCCAUUGAAUGUUGGAGGUAUUUCAAGUGCCAAAUAUGGAAUAAGUAAUUAUUAUAUUCGACCAAGAAGUCAACCAUUGGGUGAAUUCAAAUACAAUGUAGCACACUCUUCGAAUGGAAAUGGUUUUCAAGUGGAUGACAUGUUAAAGCCAGAUGGUACCACAGAAUUAUCAGGUUAUUCACCAAGAAUGGGACCUUAUGGUUAUAAUGUAAAUCCAUCGGGAAGUUCAGUGGAUGCAUUGUUUGACAGUUUAAUUGCUUACAAGAAUAGAGGUUACGGAGUUUGGGCAAGAGGUGGUCCAAUGGUAUUCAAGAAUAUUUCAUCCUUCGACAAUAGAAUUGCCAUGAAUUCUCCACCUGGACCAAGUAUUAUUAUGGAUUCUGUAUUUACUGCUGAAACAGAUAAUGCAGGAGAACCUUGGAGAGCGACUGAUCAAGGAGGAAGAUCAAGACCAGACUUUUCUGGAACCACUACUUUAACUACCUUAAAAGGAUAUGAAACAUAUGACAAUGGUGGUCCACAGAUUCUUGUCAAUGUGACCUUUAGAAAUUAUGUUCCUAACAAGUGGAGACAAGCUGGUGCUUUGGGUCAAUUGACAGAUGGUCCAUUCAAACAUCAAACUUUAAAUAGAUACAGUAACUUGAAAUUUGAAAAUUCCAAUCGUGUUUUCAUCCAUACCGGUUACUAUGACAACAAUAAGGGUACUACCUUAUUAGAUUUAGAUGGUUCUACGACAGGACUCAAACCAGGAGGAUGGAUCGUUUCCAAUGAUUCCAUUCUCACUCAUGCUGCAUGUUCCGUUCAACCCGAUUGGAGAGGUUAUUCAUGUCCAGUCUCUUUGGAAGGUUAUGCUCAACUCUCGAUUACUAAUAUUGGAGGAGAAUUUAUUACAACGACUCCUUUUGGUUCUGAUCCAAGAUUGGCAAAUCUAGGUGUAAGAAUUCCAAGAAUGAUUGUUCAUGACUUGACCAGAAAUGUCUCAAGUGCAGUGUUGGGAGCAAGAGCCUCACAAACCACAGACCAUAUCAUGCACAGUAAUGUCAUUUUGAGAAACUUUUAUGCUAUUCGAUGGGUCAUUAACAUGCCAACUCCUCCUGUCCUUCGAAUUGGAAUUCCAAGUUCCAUGAACAAUGAUUGGAUUGUAGUGACUUUACAAUAUCCAAGAACAGCCUCACUGUACAUUUACACCACUGCAAAUAAUGUUGAAAAACCAUUGAGACCAGUGAACUCAUUGGAAGAAUUAGUUCAAGAUCCAACCACUUAUUAUUAUGAUGAGAAGGGUGAACAUCUCUACUUGUAUUUGAGAAAUCGAAUUGGAAGAGGAUGGAGUGAACGAUGGGGAUUCCCAUUCUAUUCCUAUGAUGGAAACUAUGUCUAUGUCAAUACAACAUGUCCUAAUCGAGUGUGUAGUGUGGAUCGUUAUGAUUUACCAACCAAUGCACAAUACUUUACCAAAAUGUAUCAUCGUGAGGAUCGUUUUGCAGGUGUUUUGAAACCUGUCGUGAAUGGUGCUCGUGGAAAUGGAGUGAUUUUAGCUGCUUUAUUACCUAAUAAGAAGACAUUGGAUGUUGUCGUGCAUCAUGAUUUGACUUUGGUUGCAAAAGAAUUGAAAUUUGGUUUGGGUGAUCCUAAAACAGGUGUUGAGGAACGAUAUUUGGGUCAACCUGGAGUGAAAUAUUCACCUUAUUCCAUUUCAAGAUUCUCCUUAGAUUUGUCCGUGGAUGAUCUUAUAGCAGUAUUGAAAGGUCGUUUCUUUGUCAAACUCUCAACCUCAGAAUAUCCAGAUGGUCAUUUGAAAGGACAUUUGUAUUGUAAUCAAGAAACCAAUGCCAAGGGAGAAUACAUGUGUUCAUUACCUCCACCAGUCGCUGCAGCUCAACCUUGUGAUCCAGCACCACCUGAUGCGUAUCAUAUUUACAAUGAAGCCAAUGAUCCUUCUCAAAAAACAGGAUGGUAUUUCAGUUAUUAUAACCAUAGUGCUGAUGUGGCUAUGGGAGUCUAUAGUAUUGGAAGUAGAAAUUAUACGACAGCACCCAUUUGUGGAGAGUCUUCUCUGUUCUUUGGUCUUCAACGAGGAGGUGCCGUGUUUGGAAAGGUCUUUUCUCCCACAGAUCCACGUUAUCCUGCCAAUAUCAUUAAUUUGAGUGUUUACAAAUAUUAUGAAUUUUUUGUAAAGGCUUUAACUCCAGGAGAAUUGAGAUUGAAUGUCUACUUUACCGAAGUGAGAGACAAUACUCAGAGAGACACGACGAGCCUUCCCGUGGAUCCCAAAUACGUUCAACAUUUCAAGAUGGAUCAUACGAGAGUGACUCGGGUUCGAAUCCCAGUGACCGAUUUACCUUUCACCAAUCGAACCUCACUCAACGCUAUUCAACGAGUAGGAUUCUUAGUGAGUGGAGGAGUCUAUCGAGAAUUCUUAAUUGAUAACAUUCGAUUUGUGAAGGAAGAUGUGGAUACCUUUGUUGCACCAGGUGAUAUUCAACAAUCUCAAGUGGUCGGAUUGCAAGUGGAAGGUGUCAACCCAGAUCCAGAUCCAUUGAGAAUGAGACAACACUUGGAAAGUAUUCCAGUCAUUCCAGUCGAAUCGAGCGCUCCAGUCCAACCAAAGACAUCCAAUUCAAAGAGAGCAACACCAUCGACAAGUAAUGCCAAUUCGAAGAUGCUUGGUUACAUGCUAACUUUAAAGAAUCAAAUCUUGCUUUGUGUUUUCAUGGGCAUUUUGGCUAUCAUGAUGUGA
Naegleria lovaniensis is the source of this 4065-nucleotide messenger RNA. RefSeq lists its product as uncharacterized. The record is from RefSeq and is a predicted model, not a curated record. NCBI's taxonomy places the organism in Eukaryota, Heterolobosea, Eutetramitea, Acrasida, Naegleriidae. The transcript has 7 exons. The coding region runs from base 1 to 4065 and encodes 1354 amino acids.